Myripristis murdjan (pinecone soldierfish) is the source of this 5388-nucleotide messenger RNA. RefSeq lists its product as uncharacterized. Lineage: Eukaryota; Metazoa; Chordata; Actinopteri; Holocentriformes; Holocentridae. The transcript has 2 exons. The record is from RefSeq and is a predicted model, not a curated record. The coding region runs from base 150 to 1808 and encodes 552 amino acids.
GACAGAAAUGAUCUGUAAAUACAACGUCUUUAGUCCCGAUAAAGUAUCCGUGCAGCUCGCAGUAGCACAACUUGGGUCGCGGGUCUAUGGCGUCACGCUAAGAAGGCCGCGGCUGUCCAAUCGGAUCAGUGAAAGCAAGCGGCCCGUACAUGACGCUGCUGAAGUCGGGGAGCUGUUUCUCGUCUGGUCAGCCUCCAUUUUGGGAGUCAAAACACCCAACAAAUAGCAGCACACACACCUCCACGCUUCUCCGUGGCCUUACUAUGGUUCACACAUGUGUGGUGGCUGGCUGUAGGAACAGAAGAACGCCCGGCACCACAUUAUCUUUCUACCGGUUCCCCCGGGACCCCGAGAGGAAGCAGCGCUGGAUUGCUGCUGUGAAUCGGGAGGGAUGGGUGCCAAACGACGGCAGUCGGCUCUGUAGUACUCACUUCAUCUCAGGUAAACAGGUGAAGAACCCGCGCUCUCCAGAUUAUGUUCCCUCUGUGUUCACGACAGCUCCCAUACCCCCGGAGAUGAAGGAGCCAGGUGCCUUAGAGCUCCUGGACAAGCAGGAGGCACAGGUGGAGGCGGCCAAUGCCUUACUGUUCCUGCAGGGCCAGGGCAGGUCUGUGGUGGGGCAGCAGGACCAGGCUGCACAGCCUCCUGAAGAGGAAGCUGGGGAGGAGACUGCUUCCUCUUUCUUCAGCAGCGACGAUGAUGACGAUGACAAUGAUGAUGAAGAUAACCCGGAAUCAGCGAGCGACAGCAAGAAAGGCAAGUUCUCCCAGAAGUCGGACACACCGGUUAACUUCGAUGACAUCCUGAAAGCCCUGAAGAAGGAGAACCAAGCCCUCAGGGAGUCUGUGGAGAAAAUGUCCCUCUCUGAAACCUCCCUGAAGAACGAUGCAGAGAAGGUGAAGUUCUACACCGGCUUGCCCAAUUACUUUGUGUUAGAGACGGUCAUGUGGCUCCUGGCGCCGCACAUGGACGGUAUCAAGAACAUGAAACUCUCCAAGUUCCAGCAGCUGCUGCUGACUCUGAUGCGGCUCCGCCUGGAUCUCCGAAACCAGGACCUCGCCUACCGCUUUGGCGUUAAAGUGGGCACAGUAACCAGGACGGUCCACCGCAUGGUGAACAUCAUGUCCUCCACCCUGGUGCCAACCGCCGUCUUUUGGCCCUCCAGAGCUGAGCUGCGGAAAAACCUGCCCACCGCCCUGCGCUCCUCUCACCCGGACUGUGCCGUCAUUAUAGACUGCUUCACGGUGCCCUUCGAGGAGCCGGUUUCUCGGGGCAACCAGCAGCAAUGGGCUGUGCCAAGUUCUCAGUCUUCUCAGGGGGCGGGGACUAGUAGUAACGUGUUGAAGUAUUUGAUUGGUGUGGCUCCACAGGGUGUGGUCACCUUCGUCUCCAGGGGCGUUUUGGGGAACGUCAGUGACAAGAACCUGGCAGAGGGCUGCGGGUUCCUGUGCAAGCUUCUCCCGGGUGACGUUGUGCUGGCGAGUCGCGAUCUCAAUAUUGGCGAGUCUGUGGCAGCUCGCGGGGCCCUGUUUAAAAUCGCCGGCAGCCACACCGAUGGAGGUGAAGCAUACGGGAGCUCAGGGAGUUCCUUGCUGGCUGACGCUAACCCUGAGACACUGAGCGUACACAGGCAUGUGGAGAAGGUGAUCUCCAUGGUGAAGCAGAGGUACGCCAUGCUGACCGGCCCUGUCGAGAGCCCCUUUACCACAGCCUCCGAGCGCACGUCGAACCUCUCCACCUUUGAUAAGAUUGUGCAGGUUGCCUGUGCCUUAAACAACCUGUGCAUCUCUGCUGCUCCACUAGAGUGACUCGUAGAGAACUGCCUCGUUCUCCUUGUGGCCUCCCUCAGGCGCUUGAGUCCCCUUUACUGCUUUGGAACUUAAUUCUUGUACUCCUGCUACAUCCUUAAGUCAACACUACAUGUUUACUACAGGAAAUUUGCUUGUAAAACUCAUCCACCUCAGUUCACGCACUCACUUAUGCCACCCCCUAUGACCUAGAACAGAUCAGUUCAUGCUUGCAAACAGGAACAGUUUUCCCCAAAGCCAGAAACCAGAUUGCAAAGACGUGAUGUCAUAUAAGUUAUGCAACCAUAAGCGACUCAGCCGACAAUGAAUGAAUGUGUCAGAGAAUGUUUUCUCAAUUUGACUUUUGUUUUACACCAAAUCCUUUCUUAUCUCCAGUGUUAACUCAUAUUUAUCAGACAUUUCUAAGUAUUGAGGUACGGACCUUGGAAUUUUGGGAAGUACACAAUGUUCCCGCUGAGGUAUCCAGUCCUGUGCCAUGAAGAGUCUGCAGCUUCUCAUUACAACACAACACUACAGCAGCGUACUUCCCUGUUUAGCUUUAAGGGAGUUAAUUGGUGAAAGCAGCUGCUGUAGUGAUUUGUUUAAAUGGAAACCUGCAGACGGUCAAAUGGCACAGGACUGAACACCACUGGCUUAGAUGGAACACUGCGUACAAUGCAGAAUUUUUAUUUUUUAAAAAACGGUAAUAUUUAGUGCAAAAAGAAAAGGCAAAUUUAAAUAAAACAACACAAGGAAAAGCGCAUGUAGAACAGCGGCUCUUUGGAAUGAGCAGUUGCCCAAGGAGCCCAACAAUGAGUACUAGAUAUGACCUCCAACAGCAUGGCAGAUGCUAAUUCAGCAUGUUGGGAUCUAAACCUCUCGCAGGUGAUGCUGAGUUUCAAAGUUCAGUGACAGGAAACAAACCUUUUUCAUAGCUCCAGUCAUCUUCACACUAAUCAGUCAACUACAUUUUUGGAAAAACCAAAUAGGACCUUUUACAGGAUGAAAUGGUUAACCUCCCCAGCCUUAUGGAAACAGAGCUCGGCUGAGUUUUUCUGACGAUAGCUUUGGCACAAGAGCACUUCGGGGAGCAGUAGAUGUCCGUUUCGACAAGGGAACUGGCACCGGCUACUUUGCACGGCUAACUCGCCCCUCUCUACAGGGCCUUAUGCUGCUUAGUGCUGAAAUCUUUCUUUCAAAUGGACCAAACAGAAUAAAUUACACACCUGUCACUUCAAUUGUCUUCUCAGGCCAGGUCAGGGUAAGCGACAGAGCAGUGCUGCUAGAGCUGGUGGGGAUUCACUGUCGUGCUUAAAGGCGCUUCAGGUGUGUGUUGACCUGGGUGCUUAAAUUUAGGUCGUCUAGUUUCUCGCCAUGCCACCCUUCUGCUGAAUGAUGCCUGUUUAAGUGUUGCAGCUCAGUUAUUGAACCUCCUAACCAAAGAGGAAGUUUUCCAGCUUUUCCACUUCAUUCUGAGGAGGUACACAUUUGUCUGACAUCACAGGUUUGAGGCUGGGACAAAGUCGGUUAUGUCUGGAUAAACUGUUCAGUAAUUAAGAAAAAACAACUGUCCUAGACCAUAGGCAAGCAUAUGAGUGCUGAAAUCCAGUGGUUUUCCUCUUCCUAUACACGUUUCUGCAGUUCUUUACACAGUUUCACAACAUAAAGGCAUCACUGAACGAGUUUUUUUGAGAGGAACUGAAAUUUAGACGGUCUGUCUCAAUUCAGUUUCUUUUCACCGAGGUCGAAGAGUUGUGGAAGAGGCUUUGGUUGUGCUUUGCUGAGAUGAGCUCAACAUCCGUUGCGGCACUUGGAGAAUGCACAUUUAAUCUGUGUUGGAAUGAAUCUCAUUGGCUUUGUUCGAUGCGUUCUGUGUUUGCUCUAAUUGAUUGUAAUCGUUUUGGACCAUGAUUGUAUAUUGCAGAAAUGUUUGUGUUCGCCACAAAAUAGAAUUGGAGGCUAUUUCAAGAAGUAGGAGUACCAAGCUAGCAAGGUGGAACACGAAGAAGGAUGAUUUGAUUAAUUUUCUCAAAUUGUUCAUCAAAUUAAACUUGGACAUGGGAUCGUGUGCCUAUUAUGUAGCCACAUGAGCUGAUAAAUUCUCUUUUCGCACUUGAGAAAAUGCCUACCGGUGAUUUCAGAGUGACCUGCAGUACUAAGUAAUCCUGCUUUUUGAAAUGCCCCUCCAAAUCCUCCAUUGCUGGUGCCUUCGUUUGUAAAGCUGGUACUGCUGUUCACGAAACAGCCCUCAUUUUCUACAGAUAUUUAUUUUUGCAUCAUACAGAAUGCUUCUAGAUCCUUCCCUGGUUUUGUUAUGGUAAACACUUAUAUCCAAUUAGCACUGUAGUAUGAAGCAUCUUAAUUCUUUGUUACCUGAAUGUUGUUAUCCUUAGGCACUAUUUGCUGAACAUAUGCGAAAUAAGAAAUGUUCCUCUUACUCAUAUUAUUUACUAUGGAAGAGCAUUAGGGCCACAAAACAAACAAUCCUGGCCCUAAUCCUCCUCCAAAAUUUCCACCCCUUUACCAUCUAAUAUGUAUAAAUUCCAAAUGAUGUCAAGUUGCUAUAUAUGUGUCUUUUAUAAUGUUAUGAGAUGUUGGGGAGCGGGAUAAUACAACAGUGGUUCUUAAGCUUUGGUUUGGGACCCAGAAUGAGAUGUGAACCUGUUUCUAGUAGUUUUUGUUGUGGCAAGAAUAGUGCACUCCAGUAAGAGAGACUCUUUUUUUUUUUUUUAAACUAAACCCUCCAUUUGGGUCCCAAGCUUAAAAAGUUGAAGAAGCCCUGCUGGUUAAUAUGCAGUGUUGGAUUCAGAGAGGCAUGCCAAUGGUAGCACCCAGUGAAAUGUGCCUUCUCUUCUCUCACCCCUGGUCUUUCAUGGAUGGCAUGCACGUCUGUCUACAUUGUCAGGUCUCCUUUGAAACACAUCUCCAAGCGCUCAUCAGCACGAUUCUCAUAUAUGUCCAUGUUUGGUGCUAGGCGCUCAUCGCUGCGGUGUUUGUGCACCGCGCUUUCCAGAGAUCACCUGUCAAUCAAACAAUAUGGGCGGUAUCUUUUUUCCUUGAAUUUUCUGUUGAUGGAAUUUCUUUCUUUUGUCUGUUCAGCCGAGGUGGCUACUGCUCCUCGUGCUAAAUACCUUUUUCUUCCUCUGUUAAAUCCACACAAACCUCUGCUGCCGGAAAACGCAUCACUUGGUGUGCAGCAGAGGUUGUUAUUCCCAAGGAAAGAGCUACCAGACACUAAGUGUUUAAAAAAGCAAAUGUAAAAGCUUUCAUGAACUGGCUAGAGGUUGAAUCAUUAAUUGUUUUAUAUUUGCAAUGUUGGGUCAUCAGCAAAUCUUCCCCUGCUAAAUAAAAGUAAAGAAUAAUGACCCUGGACACAGUAAAAAAACAUGACCUGUGGCAGUUUUGCAUGUUCAAAGUGUCACUCUUUGCCAUUAGAUUUUCAAAAUAGUGGCAAGUGAUGCUUCUGCAAACUAACCAAUGACGGUGGAUGACUGUUCAUAAGCUAUUACACGAAAAAAAAAAAAAAAAUUACAAAGGUUCUAUCGAAGGAAAAUAUAACUUAAACACUGGGAACAAUUGAGAAAAGCGGAGCAAAUAUUUU